AGUACUAUGCACUACUUCUUUCAUUUCUUUUUACUUAAUUUCCUUAUAAUAAAUAAUUAAUUUAAUUUAAUUAUUUAAUAUAUAAAUUAAGAUUUUUUUAUAUUACUUUAACAUUAAGUAAUUAUAUAAAAUAUUAAUAACUAUUAAAGUAGAGUAGUUAAAUGUAUUAAUAUUUUUGUUAUAUGUGAAAUUUAAAAAAAAUUAAAUCAUAAAAAUCUACCGCAUAUACUAAAAUUUUCACUAUGCACAAAAUUUAAAAUGAAUUAAAUCAUAAAAAUCUAUUAUACGCAUUCUUAUCAUUUGUUUUCGCUUGAGGUUAUUUCAAACUCUUGACCUUAUAAUAACGAUUUGUUAAAAUAUAAUUAAUAAAGUUAAUUUAAUAAAAUAUAUUCAGAAUAAAUAAUACUACUAUAUUUUGUUAAAUGAAGUGCAAAUAAACAGGUGUACUUGCAUUUUGCAUAUUAAAUUCUACAAAAUUGGUACUUUCCCAAGUUCACUAUCUACACUCAAAUAACAACUUUAUUCAUUUUUUUCCUUUCAUCAGUUUCUCUUUAACCAAAAAUGCACACAAAAACUGAUUCAGAAGAUACAAGCUUAGCUCCAUCAUCGCCGGACAAUAACCGCCGGCCGGUAUACUACGUACAAAGUCCUUCCCGUGAUUCUCACGAUGGCGAGAAAACAACGACGUCGUUUCAUUCGACACCCGUCAUCAGUCCAAUGGGAUCUCCUCCUCAUUCUCACUCUUCCAUUGGUCGUCACUCUCGUGAAUCUUCUUCUAGUAGAUUCUCCGGUUCGCUUAAACCUGGAUCCCGGAAGAUUACUCCGUCCGCCGGUGGUGGUGGCGGCGUUGGUGGUGGUGGUGGGAGGAAAGGGCAGAAGUAUUGGAAGGAAUGUGAUGUUAUUGAAGAAGAAGGACUACUAGAAGAAGACGGGGGGAGGAAGUCGCUUCCCCGUCGUUGUUACUUUCUGGCGUUCUUUGUUGGGUUUUUUAUACUGUUCUCGUUGUUUUCGCUUAUUCUUUGGGGUGCUAGUCGUCCUCAGAAGCCCAAAAUUACUAUGAAGAGCAUUAAAUUUGAUCGAUUUGGGAUUCAAGCUGGUUCUGAUGCUACUGGAGUAGCUACUGAUAUGAUCUCCGUGAAUGCUACUGUGAGAUUUCUUUACCGGAAUACGGCAUCAUUUUUUGGUGUACAUGUUACAUCAUCUCCUUUUGAUCUUACAUAUUCAGAACUCACAAUUGGAUCUGGAGCUAUGAAGAAAUUCUACCAAUCGAGAAAGGGCCACAGAGAAGUAUUUGUAUCAGUGAUAGGAAACAAGAUUCCAUUAUAUGGAAGUGGAGCAAGCUUGACCACUCCAGCAGGGGCAACACCAUUGCCAGUGCCACUGAAAUUGAACUUCAAACUUCGUUCAAGAGCUUACGUUUUAGGCAAAGUGGUGAAGCCCAAGUUCUACAAGACAAUUGAAUGUUUAAUAACUCUUCGACCCCAGAAGCUGAAUGUUGCAAUUCCACUAAAGAAUUGUACCUACACUUGAUGAUUAUUGAGCUAUCAGAGUUGGUAAAGUUUUUAUCUUUUUCUCAAUCUUGAUUGUCAACAAAGUGAAUUGAUAGCUAUUGGUGCAGCUUGUCGUCUCUAUCUUUACCCCACUUAGGAACUUUCUGUGGAGUGGAAUAUGGACAGGCUGUUACAUGUUACAACAAAAAAUUCAAAAUAUAGCUGUUACUGGAUAAUGGACAGAACAAGGAUGUGAGAAUUAUUCGUUUCUCUUGUUAAUUUAUCAUGUUAUUAUAAUCUAUAUUACAUAGAUUGAUUUGUUUAUUUGUUUGAAAGUUGAAUAGAACUUAUUUUUAUUAUUAGUAAAUUAUUAGUGUGUUAUACAAGUUGUUAAUUAAUAAUGGUUUCUUGUGUGCUCCA
Molecule: messenger RNA, 1910 nt
Organism: Capsicum annuum
Lineage: Eukaryota; Viridiplantae; Streptophyta; Magnoliopsida; Solanales; Solanaceae
Exons: 3
Coding region: 562-1530 (322 amino acids)
Source: RefSeq, a predicted model, not a curated record